UAUGAUUUAUUAUUUAAAGAGUUGAAACAAAACGCAAUUAUUUUUAGGUUAUAUCAUAUUUCUCGAUAAUAAUCUUUUAAACUGAAUUGUACUUAUUUCUUAAAAUGCUGGAAGUUUGUGUAGAUAGUUUGGAGUCAGCACUGAAUGCUGUACACGGCGGUGCUGAAGAGUUAGAAGUUUGCAGCUCCCUUACAGAAGGAGGUCUUACAUCUUCGGCAGGAUUGGUGAAGGAGAUUUUAGAUGUGGUAAAUAAAAUUGGCACUGGUCGUGUUUACAAAACUUGUCCUGAAUGCUGCAGCUGCCUGAAGUUAGUAAAGGUAAAAAAACCCAAAGUGAACGUAAUGAUCCGAUGUCGGACCGGCUCGGACUUCUGCUACAGCGAGCAAGAAAUGGAUACCAUGUUGGCCGACGUGGAUGUUUUUAAGCAAAUAUCCGUUGACAGAUUUGUUUUCGGCGCCCUAACAAACACUCAGGACAUCGACGUUGUUAAUAACGCCAAAGUUGUAGCUAGCGCUAAACCCACACCUGUAACGUUUCACAGGGCAUAUGACGUUUGCAAGGAUCCGCUGAAAGCGGUGGAAAAAAUAAUUGAGCUCGGCUUCAACAGACUUUUAACUAGCGGUCAAAGAAGCUCGGCGGGGGAAAUUGAAGCCAUCGAAUUAAUUACAUCCAUAAUCGCUUCUUUCGCAGACAAAAUCCAGGUAAUGCCGGGUGCUGGAGUGACUGUCAGUAACGCGAAAACUUUUAUUGAUCUCGGAUGCAAAAUAGUCCACAGCUCUUGCAAAAGAGUCCGUGUUUUGCCAAAGAUUGAGACUAAUUUAAGCAUGGGCACGAGUGACAGUGAAUGUAUUUACAUAACAGAUGAAAAUGUUGUAAGAAAAAUGAAGGAUGUUCUGAAUUCUUAGAUAUUAUUUUACCGUAUUUAAUUUGUAACAUUCCAUUUCUAGAAUAUUAAGUAUAUUAUAAAUACUUACUCUUA
Messenger RNA from Ostrinia nubilalis (European corn borer), 979 nucleotides. RefSeq names its product PF03932 family protein CutC. NCBI's taxonomy places the organism in Eukaryota, Metazoa, Arthropoda, Insecta, Lepidoptera, Crambidae. Gene Ontology annotation, molecular function: copper ion binding. The transcript has 3 exons. Bases 105 to 905 code for a protein of 266 amino acids. The record is from RefSeq and is a predicted model, not a curated record.